This is a messenger RNA of Salarias fasciatus (jewelled blenny), 9412 nucleotides long. RefSeq names its product spectrin, beta, non-erythrocytic 1 (gene sptbn1). Bases 293 to 7345 code for a protein of 2350 amino acids. Gene Ontology annotation, molecular function: actin binding; phospholipid binding; structural constituent of cytoskeleton. The transcript has 43 exons. Lineage: Eukaryota; Metazoa; Chordata; Actinopteri; Blenniiformes; Blenniidae. The record is from RefSeq and is a predicted model, not a curated record. Gene Ontology annotation, cellular component: spectrin.
AGAGGAGGAGGUGCUGGAUUUGAGGAGCGAGCUGCCGCCGCCGCUUGUUUUCGCUCCGAGCCGUCCGGUCCGAGCUCCGCCGCCCUUCACCUCCUCAGAGCGGGACUCCAGCGCGCGACUGUCGGCCUCCAGGACUUGGUGACGUAGCAUCAACCCGCCGGCCUGCGUGUGUCCGAGUGUGUGUAAGUGUGUGUGAGCGUGAGUGAGUGUGUGUGUGUGUGUGGGCGGUCCCGUCUCUGACAGCAGCAGGAGGAAGGACUCGCCUUGUGGGCGGAGUCACGGCGAGCUCGCGAUGACGUCAGUAGCGGCGGAGCUCGACCACAUGGAGAUCCAGCAGCAGUACAACGAGGGCGUCAACAACCGCUGGGACGCCGACGACUGGGACAACGAGAACAGCUCCGCCCGGCUCUUCGAACGGUCCCGCAUCAAGGCCCUCGCAGAUGAACGGGAGGCGGUGCAGAAGAAGACCUUCACCAAAUGGGUGAACUCCCACCUGUCCAGAGUGUCCUGCAGGAUCACCGACCUCUACAUGGACCUGAGGGACGGCCGGAUGCUCAUCAAGCUGCUGGAGGUCCUGUCAGGGGAGAGACUGCCUAAACCCACGAAGGGCCGCAUGCGGAUCCACUGCCUGGAGAACGUGGACAAAGCCCUGCAGUUCCUGAAGGAGCAGCGGGUCCACCUGGAGAACAUGGGCUCCCACGACAUCGUGGACGGGAACCACCGCCUGACGCUGGGCCUCAUCUGGACCAUCAUCCUCCGCUUCCAGAUCCAGGACAUCAGCGUGGAGACGGAGGACAACAAGGAGAAGAAGUCCGCCAAAGACGCCCUGCUGCUGUGGUGCCAGAUGAAGACGGCGGGAUAUCCAAACGUGAACAUCCAUAACUUCACCACCAGUUGGAGAGAUGGAAUGGCCUUCAACGCUCUCAUCCACAAACACAGGCCGGACCUGAUCGACUUUGACAAGCUGAAGAAAUCAAACGCCCACUACAACCUGCAGAACGCCUUCAACCUGGCGGAGCAGCACCUGGGCCUGACCAAGCUGCUGGACCCUGAAGACAUCAGCGUGGACCACCCGGAUGAGAAGUCCAUCAUCACCUACGUGGUGACCUACUACCACUACUUCUCCAAGAUGAAGGCGCUGAAGGUGGAGGGCAAGAGGAUCGGAAAGGUGCUGGACAACGCCAUCGAGACGGAGAAGAUGAUCGAGAAGUACGAGUCGCUGGCGUCCGACCUGCUGGAGUGGAUCGAGCAGACCAUCAUCAUCCUCAACAACCGCAAGUUCGCCAACUCGCUGGUGGGCGUCCAGCAGCAGCUGCAGGCCUUCAACACGUACCGCACCGUGGAAAAGCCCCCCAAGUUCACAGAAAAAGGGAACCUGGAGGUUCUCCUCUUCACCAUUCAGAGUAAAAUGCGAGCCAACAAUCAGAAGGUUUACACCCCGCGAGAAGGAAAGCUCAUCUCAGACAUCAACAAGGCGUGGGAGCGUCUGGAGAAGGCGGAGCACGAGCGGGAGCUGGCUCUGAGGACGGAGCUGAUCCGGCAGGAGAAGCUGGAGCAGCUCGCCCGCCGCUUCGACCGCAAGGCGGCCAUGAGGGAGACGUGGCUGAGCGAGAACCAGAGGCUGGUCUCCCAGGAUAACUUUGGAUUUGACCUCCAGGCCGUUGAAGCGGCCACUAAGAAGCACGAGGCCAUCGAGACGGACAUCGCUGCGUACGAGGAGCGAGUUCAGGCGGUGGUUGCCGUGGCGAAGGAGCUGGAGGCGGAGAGCUACCACGACAUCAAGCGCAUCACGGCGAGGAAGGACAACGUGAUCCGGCUGUGGGAGUACCUGCUGGAGCUGCUGAAGGCCCGCCGGCUGAGGCUGGAGCUCAACCUGGGCCUGCAGAGGGUCUUCCAGGAGAUGCUCUACAUCAUGGACUGGAUGGACGAGAUGAAGAUGCUGCUGCUCUCUCAGGAUUAUGGGAAACACCUCCUCGGGGUGGAGGACCUGCUGCAGAAACACGCUCUGGUGGAGGCCGACAUCUCCAUCCAGGCCGACCGCGUCAAGAACGUCAACAGCAACGCCCAGAAGUUCGCUAUCGACUCUGAAGGCUAUAAGCCCUGCGACCCUCAGGUCAUCCGGGACCGCGUGGCCCACAUGGAGUUCUGCUACCAGGAGCUCAGCCAGCUGGCGGCCGAGCGGAGAGCCCGUCUGGAGGAGUCGCGCCGCCUCUGGAAGUUCUUCUGGGAGAUGGCCGAGGAGGAGGGCUGGAUCAGGGAGAAGGAACAGAUCCUGUCCUCCGAGGAUUGUGGGAAGGACCUGACGGGCGCGCUGCGCCUGCUGAGUCAGCACAAAGCCUUUGAAGACGAGAUGAGCGGGCGCGCCGCCCACCUGCAGCAGACCAUCCGGCAGGGCGAGCAGCUCGUCGCCGACAACCACUUCGGGGCCGACAAGAUCAAGGAGCGGAUCCAGGACAUCCAGGAGCAGUGGGCCGCCCUGGAGCGUCUGUCGGCCGUCAGGAAGUCCCGCCUGCAGGAGGCCUGCAACCAGCACCAGUUCCAGGCGGACGCCGACGACAUCGACACGUGGAUGCUGGACGUGCUGCGCAUCGUCUCCAGCGUGGACGUCGGCCACGACGAGUUCUCCACCCAGGCGCUGGUGAAGAAGCACAAAGACGUGGCGGAGGAGAUCUCCAGCUACCGGCCCGUCAUCGAGGCGCUGCACGAGCAGUCGCGCACGCUGCCGCCCGAGAAGGCCGACUCCGAGGAGGUGCGGAGCCGGCUGGCCGGCAUCGAGGAGCGCUACAAGGAGGUGGCGGAGCUGACCCGGCUCCGCAAGCAGGCGCUGCAGGACGCGCUGGCGCUCUACAAGAUGCUGAGCGAGGCCAACGCCUGCCAGGUCUGGAUCGACGAGAAGGAGCAGUGGCUCAACAGCAUGGAGAUCCCCGAGAAGCUGGAGGACCUGGAGGUGGUCCAGCACCGGUUCGAGAGUCUGGAGCCGGAGAUGAACAACCAGGCGUCCCGCGUCGCCGUGGUCAACCAGGUCGCCCGGCAGCUGAUCCACAGCGGACAUCCCAGCGAGAAGGAGAUCAAAGCCCAGCAGGACAAGCUCAACACCAGGUGGAGUCAGUUCAGAGACCUGGUGGACCAGAAGAAAGACAGCCUGAACUCGGCCCUGGGGGUCCAGAAUUACCACCUGGAGUGCAACGAGACCAAGUCCUGGAUCAAAGAGAAGACCAAGGUCAUCGAGUCCACCCAGGAGCUGGGGAACGACCUGGCCGGGGUCAUGGCGCUGCAGAGGAAGCUGACGGGGAUGGAGCGCGACCUGGCCGCCAUCGAGGACAAGCUGGGAGACCUGGGAAAGGAGGCGGAGCGCCUGGGCUCCGAUCACCCGGAGCAGUCCGACGCCAUCCGAGGCGGGCUGGCCGAGAUCACCGUGGUGUGGGACGAGAUGAAGGACACCUUGAAGAACCGCGAGGAGAGCCUGGGCGAGGCCAGCAAGCUGCAGCAGUUCCUGCGGGACCUGGACGACUUCCAGUCCUGGCUGUCGCGCACGCAGACCGCCAUCGCCUCCGAGGACAUGCCCAACACGCUGGCCGAGGCCGAGAAGCUGCUGGCCCAGCACGAGGGCAUCAAGAACGAGAUCCGCAACUACGAGGAGGACUACCAGAAGAUGCGGGACAUGGGCGAGAUGGUGACGCAGGGCCAGACGGACGCGCAGUACAUGUUCCUGCGGCAGCGGCUGCAGGCGCUCGACACCGGCUGGAAUGAGCUGCACAAGAUGUGGGAGAACCGGCAGAACCUGCUGUCCCAGUCUCACGCCUACCAGCUGUUCCUGAGGGACACCAAGCAGGCCGAGGCCUUCCUCAACAACCAGGAGUACGUCCUGGCCCACACCGAGAUGCCCACCACCCUGGAGGGCGCCGAGGCCGCCAUCAAGAAGCAGGAGGACUUCAUGACCACCAUGGACGCCAACGAGGAGAAGAUCAGCGGCGUGGUGGACACGGGACGCCGCCUGGUGGCCGACGGCAACGUCAACGCCGAGCGCAUCCAGGAGAAGGUGGACUCCAUCGACCAGAGACACAAGAAGAACCGGGCGGCUGCCAGCGACCUGCUGAGCCGGCUGAAGGACAACCGGGACCUGCAGAAGUUCCUGCAGGACUGCCAGGAGCUGUCCCUCUGGAUCAACGAGAAGAUGCUGACCGCUCAGGACAUGUCGUACGACGAGGCCAGAAACCUCCACAGCAAGUGGCUGAAACAUCAGGCGUUCAUGGCCGAGCUGCAGUCCAACAAGGAGUGGCUGGACAAGAUCGACAAGGACGGUCAGGCUCUGAUGGCGGAGAAGCCAGAGACGGAGGCCAUGGCGAAAGAGAAGCUGGCGUCGCUGAAGACCAUGUGGCAGGACCUGGAGUCCACCACGCAGACCAAAGCCAAGUGUCUGUUCGACGCCAACAAGGCGGAGCUGUUCACGCAGAGCUGCGCCGACCUGGACAAGUGGCUGGCCGGCCUGGAGGGACAGCUGCAGUCCGACGACUACGGCAAGGACCUGACGUCCGUCAACAUCCUGCUGAAGAAGCAGCAGAUGCUGGAGAGCCAGGUGGAGGUGCGUCAGAAGGAGGUGGAGGAGCUGCAGACGCAGUCGCAGGCCCUCAGCCAGGAGGGGAAGGGCUCGGAGGAGGUGGACGGCCAGAGGAGGAGCGUGGAGAGCAAGUUCCAGUCGCUGCAGGCGCCGCUGCAGAAGAGGAGAGACAACCUGAUGGCGUCCCGGGAAAUCCACCAGUUCAACCGGGACGUGGAGGACGAGAUCCUGUGGGUGGAGGAGAGGAUGCCUCUGGCCACAUCCACAGACCACGGACACAACCUGCAAACUGUGCAGCUGCUCAUCAAGAAGAACCAGACCCUGCAGAAGGAGAUCCAGGGCCACCAGCCUCGUUUCGACGACAUCUUCGAGCGCGGCAAGCACGUGCUGCGUGACGGGAGUCCGACGGGCGAGCCGCUGCGCCAGCGCCUGUCGGAGCUGCAGGCGCUGUGGGAGCAGAUCCGCAAGGAGACGGAGAAGCGCCACGCCCGGCUCAGCGAGGCCCACGAGGCGCAGCAGUACUACUUCGACGCCGCCGAGGCCGAGGCCUGGAUGAGCGAGCAGGAGCUGUACAUGAUGUCUGAGGAGAAGGCCAAGGACGAGCAGAGCUCGGUGGCCAUGCUGAAGAAGCACCAGAUCCUGGAGCAGGCGGUGGAAGACUACGCCGACACCGUCCACCAGCUGUCCAGCACCAGCCGAGGCCUGGUGGCUGCAGGGCACCCCGACAGCGAGCGAAUCGGCAUGCGUCAGUCUCAGGUGGACAAGCUGUACGCCGGGCUGAAGGAUCUGUCCGAGGAGCGCCGCGGGAAACUGGACGAGCGCUUCCGCCUCUUCCAGCUCAACCGAGAGGUGGACGACCUGGAGCAGUGGAUCGCCGAGCGGGAGGUGGUGGCUGGAUCGCAUGAGCUGGGGCAGGACUACGAGCACGUGACCAUGCUGCAGGAGCGCUUCAGAGAGUUCGCCCGGGACACGGGGAACAUCGGGCAGGAGCGCGUGGACGCCGUCAACCGGCUCGCCGACGACCUGAUCAACUCGGGUCACGGCGACGCCGCCACCAUCGCGGAGUGGAAGGACGGGCUGAACGAGGCCUGGGCCGACCUGCUGGAGCUCAUCGACACGCGCACACAGAUCCUGGCCGCCUCCUACGAGCUGCACAAGUUCUACCACGACGCCAAGGAGAUCCUCAACCGCAUCCUGGACAAACACAAGAAGCUCCCCGAGGAGCUGGGCCGCGACCAGAACACGGUGGAGACGCUGCAGAGGAUGCACACCACCUUCGAACACGACAUCCAGGCCCUGGGCACGCAGGUGCGGCAGCUUCAGGAGGACGCCGUGCGUCUGCAGUCGGCGUACGCCGGAGACAAAGCCGACGACAUCCAGAAGAGGGAGGGCGAGAAGAGAAAGGGAGAGGUGCUGGAGGCCUGGAAGAGCCUGCUGGAGGCGGUGGAGGGCCGGCGGGUCAAACUCCUCGACACCGGAGACAAGUUCCGCUUCUUCAGCCUGGUGAGGGACCUGCUGCUGUGGAUGGAGGACGUGAUCCGGCUCAUCGAGGCCCAGGAGAAGCCCAGAGAUGUGUCCUCCGUGGAGCUUCUCAUGAACAACCACCAGGGCAUCAAAGCAGAGAUCGACGCUCGGAACGACAGCUUCACUUCGUGCAUCGAGCUGGGAAAAGCUCUGCUGGCUCGCAAACACUACGCUUCAGAGGAGAUUAAGGAAAAGUUGCUUCAGUUGACGGACAAGAGGAAAGAGAUGAUUGACAAGUGGGAGGACAGAUGGGAGUGGCUGCGGCUGGUGCUGGAGGUGCACCAGUUCUCGCGGGACGCCGGCGUGGCCGAGGCCUGGCUGCUGGGCCAGGAGCCCUACCUGUCCAGCAGGGAGAUCGGCCAGAGCGUGGACGAGGUGGAGAAGCUCAUCAAACGCCACGAGGCCUUCGAGAAGUCCGCCGCCACCUGGGAGGAGAGAUUCGCCGCGCUGGAGAGGCUGACCACGAUGGAGUUAUUGGAAGUGAGAAGAAGGCAAGAGGAAGAAGAGAGGAGGAGACAACCCCCACCUGCCGAGGCUCAGUCUGCAGACGCUGUAGCUCAGCAGAGGGAGGGCGAGCCGCUGUCUCAGAACGGGCUGCCGUCCGAUCAGGAGUCUCCUCGGGAGAACGUGGAGGGGGGCGAUGUGGUGAACGGGGUGUCUGAGCCCAGCCCCUCGGGGUCUCCCGGGGCGGCCCGCAGGGGCAAACCCAGCCAGGCAGCGACGCUGCCGGCCAAGACGGCGCCGGACGCCCCGGCGUCGCAGCUGGAGGGCUUCCUGCACCGCAAGCACGAGUGGGAGGGGCACAACAAGAAGGCCUCCAACAGGUCCUGGCACCACGUCUACUGCGUGAUCAACCAGCAGGAGCUGGGAUUCUACAAGGAGCAGAAGCAGGCGGCGCAGGGCGUGCCGUACCACGGAGAGAUCCCCGUCAGCCUGAAGGACGCCGCCUGCGAGGUGGCCGUGGACUACAAGAAGAAGAAGCACGUCUUCAAGCUGAAGAUCACAGAUGGAAACGAGUAUCUGUUCCAGGCCAAAGACGACGAGGAGAUGAACACUUGGAUCUCCACCAUCUCUGCGGCCGUGUCGGGGGAGAAGCUGGACGUGACGCCGAGCGGUCACAGCACGCCGGCUCCGGCCGCCGCCGCCGCCGCUCGCGCUCAGACGCUGCCGGCCUCCGUCACCACGACGACCGCCGAGUCCAGCCCGGGGAAACGGGAGAAGGACAAGGAGAAACGCUUCAGUCUGUUCAGCAAGAAGAAAUAGACGCUCCUCUCCUCCUCUUCCUCCUCUUCCUCCCCUCCUCCCUUCCUCCUCCUCCUUCUUCAUCCUUCCUGCUGUUUGGGGUCUGAUCCAUCAUAGAACUUCUGAAGUAUUUAACCUUAAUAACUCACUUUCUGUGCAGUUUUAACAUUUAACCCUUCAGUAUCCAGGCUCCCAUCCCAAACAGCAUCUCCCUCCCGCCCUCCCUCCCUCCCUCCCUUCUCCUCCCCCUCCUCGUCCUCCUUCUCCUCCCCCUCCUCCUUCUCCUCCUCCUCCUCCUCCUCCUCCUCCUCCUCCUCUCUAAGCGUGACUCCAGCAUGCUGAGCUCCGAGCCAAAACUCUCCACUCUGUGCCUAACGCCCGUCUGGUCCGGCUCAGAGCGACCGAACUCCACCUGGAUCCUCCACCCAGAGGGAGAACGAAGGGUUAAUCAAGUCUUAACAAACGGUUAAAGAGGAGUUAAUGAAGGUUUAAUUAAUGCUUAAUGAAGAAUAAUAAAGACUUAACUAAGAGUAAAGUAAGGUUGACUAACUGAGGGUUAAUGAAGGUUUAGUUACGGGUUAAUUAAGAAUGAACUAAGCCUUCUUAAAGAGUUAUGAGGUUGUUAAUGAAGGGUUAAUAAGGACUUAAUAGCGGCGUAAUAAAGCGUGAAUGAAGUUUUAAUAAAUACUUAAUGAGUAGUUGAAGACUUAACGAGUCAGCUGAAGCUCACAGGCAGAGUUUACAGCUCCGGUUGUAGAGGAGUUUCCCAGAAGCCCCCUCUUCUGUUUGUCUUUCUACUUCCUGUGUUUGGCUUCGUCCUGUCGGACCCCCGGCGCUCCUGCCCCCCCUCCCCUGCCUCCCCCUCCCCCCCUGUCCCCCCUUUGCCCCUGCGGGGCAGCUGUGUCUCUGCUGGCGGGGGGUCCAGCUCUCAGCGGGUAAUCCUCCCCGGUUCCUCCGCUCCGUGUUUUUUAACGGGCGCACCGAGUCGGUCUGCAAUAACCCCCGAGAGGGCAGGGAGGGGCGGGGAGGGGCAGGGCGGGGCAGGAAGGGGGAGCGUUACCCUGCGGUGCUUUCGACUGUAUGUAGAACUUGUGUAUAACAAACUGUUACAGAUUAAAACCUGUGUUUAAUUUCACCUGUUAUUAUGAAGACUAAUCCCGAGCGUCACCUGCAGACCAGACCAGAGGCUUUUUCUACGUUUCCCCUUCAUGUUUCUGUUCCGUUCCUUGAGUUAGUCCGCCAGAGUCCAGAGACGUAGAUGUGCUGAUAUUACCCAGAAAAACUUUAAAAACUACAAAAAAAGCAGAUGUAUCUUUGACGUGGACGGGCCGGUUUGUACAAAUCAGAGCUUUUACUGGAAGUGUUGCAGAACUACGGUCGCUUGCUUUUUGGCUUCAGCUUCACGUUUUUUCAUCUCAUUUUGUUCUUUUAAACAUUCCAGAAUAUUUUACAGCUGAAUUCACCUCCCGGUGGAAAACAACCCUUCAUCCCCAAGCAGAAUGUUUCCAGAAAGACAGAAUCACAAUUUAAAAUAAGAUAAAACAAAAAAAAAAAACAAAAAAAAAAAAAAACAAGUGAAAAUAAAGUGUUUAAAAAAAAAAAAGGCAGAGAGGAAAAGAAAACGUAAUAAAGCAAAACAUUUUGGAAAUAAUCAGCAAAAAAACAAAAAAAGCUUAAAACUGAAAAACUGUCAGUUGAAUCAAAUAUUCACAGCUGUAAAGAGGGUGCGUUUGUUUUCUCACAGCCUAUAGAAGGGUGUGUUUGUUUCCCUCACAGCCUCCGCCGGGAGUGUUUCCUUCUGUGAAAUGUUUCCGUUUCUUUCCAGUUCUUUUCUUCCUUUGUGCUUCUUUCUCUGAUCGAUAUAGUGUGCAUCCCUCUGUCACUGUAACCAUAGUAACCAGAUAUUUCUUCAUACUGCACAAUCGAUAAUGCCACGAUGUGGGGUGGGUGGGGCUUGUGGGCGGGGCUUUGUAGUGUGACGUGGUCCAGAGGUCAAAGGGGGUCACCGCUAGUUGGACUGCACCUGUAGACUUCUUCCCCCAUCUCUGUUGAAAACCUGCAGAAAGCCAUUAAAAUGCUUUUAAAAAC